AUCACCCUUCCCGCCGCUGCCCAGCCUCUCGGACUGCCUGCAUACUCGGCCUGCUCGCAGCGACGCCUAGACUGCUUCCUUUGCCUGGCAAUCCGUGCCUCUCGCGCCACCAGCACCACUCUCACGCCCCGGCGCUGCGCCCGGCCGCCUGACGCGUCAUGGUGCGCCCUCAGGCGACGGCGAGCCGCAUGCGCCUGCAGAACACAGGCCCGCUCUACACCAAGGGCGCCUCGACCGAUGCGCUGCUGAAGAAGCUCAAGGCGGUGCAGAAGGAGCUGUCGGAGAUGGAGCAGGAGCUUAUCGACACGGCCUCUCUCAAUCCGCUCACGAAGCAGCUGAUCGCGAAUGGCAUCAUCCACCACAAGUCGGACGCCGUGCGGGCGAGCGCGGCCUGCUGCCUGGCGGACUUGUUGCGGCUGUAUGCGCCCAAGGCGCCGUACACAGCGAGCGAGCUGAAGGACAUCUUCGCCUUCUUCAUCGACCGCCUGAUCUCGCAGAAGGGCGGCCUGGCGAAGCCGGGCAGCGCCGACUACGCCGACUGCUUCUACCUGCUCGAGAAUCUGAGCAACGUCAAGAGCAUCACGCUCGUGACGGACCUGCCGGGCGCCGACGAGAUGAUCACCGAUGUCUUCCGCGGCUUCUUCGAUCUCAUCCGGCCGGAGAUCACCAAGAACGUCGAGAUCUGCAUGGCCGACAUUCUGGUGCAGCUCAUCGACGAGUGUGUGUCGCUGCCGUCGGACGUGCUCGAGAUUCUGCUGUCCGCCUUCACCUCCAAGGCAGAGAAAGCGAACCCGGCCGCUCAUCGGCUCGCUGUAGAGGUCUGCUCUGCGACCAAGGAUCGGCUGCAGAAGAAUAUUGCUCAGUACUUCUCGGAGGUCAUCGUCACGGCCUCGUCCGAGGAGGGGCAGGUCGAGCGGGAGAAAGGUCUGCGCACGGCACACGGCCUCGUGAUCCAGAUCAACCGCGCGGUGCCAGCACUGCUGCUCAACGUGGUACCGGCGCUCGAGGAGGAGCUGCGCACAGAAGAUCUCAUGGUGCGCCAGAUCGCCACCAAGACGCUCGGCCAGAUGUUUGCCGAGAAGACGGGCAGCGACCUGGCACGCAAGUACAGCUCGACGUGGCGCGAGUGGCUCGGCCGCGCCAACGACCGGCACACGACGAUUCGCAUCUCGUGGGCAGAGGCUGCCGGGCCGCUGCUCACUGUGCUGCGGCCCGAGCAGCGCGAGGAGCUCAAUCAGGUCGUGUUCGCGAAGCUCGGAGAUCCAGACGACAAGGUGCGCGCCGCCAUGGUGCACACGCUCGGCACGCUGGACUACGAGACGGCGCUGCACCACGUCGAGAAGCGAGUCUGGGAGGAGACGGCGGUGCGCUGCAAGGACCGCAAGGCAGGUGUGCGCGCGCAGGCAUUCGACACGCUCGGCCGCGUCUACAAGCUCGCGCGCGGCGAGCUGAUCAGCCGCGACCCGAAGGCCACUUCGCAAUUCUCGUGGAUCCCGCGCGAGGUGCUCAAGGCCAUCUAUUGCAAGGACCCGGACAUCAUGCAGCACGUCGCUGCGGCACUGGACCGCCACUUCCUGCGCCUUACCGUGGGCGCGUCCGAGGACGAGUGGGCCGGGCGCCUGCUGCUGGUCAUGUCGCAGCUCGACGACUCGGCUCGCAAGGCGCUGCUUCGCCUGACGAACCUGCAGAAGGCGCGCACGAAGUUUGUCGCCUUCGUGCAGGCGUGCGAGGCGUACAAUGGCGGCAUCAUCGACCAUGACGAGGACUUGGUGAAGCGCAAGUUGACUGACUCGAUCAAUCAGAUGGCGAGCCAGCUCGCCGAUGCGCAGAAGACCAAGGUCGACCUGUACGCGUUCGCGAAGAUGAACGACAACCGCGCCUACAAGCUGCUGCGCAUGUGCUUCGACGAGGCGACGGACCUCAAGGGCCUGAUCAAGGCGCGGACCGACGUGCUGCAGCGCAUCCGCGACAAGGACGCCGGCGUCGCGGACACGAUGGAGCACCUGCUGCGCGCAGCCUGCCUCUUCAUCGUCAACCGCUCGACGAUUCCGACGCUCAUCCGUAAGCUGCAGGACAGUAAGGACGUCGGCGACGUUGGCAUGACGCCUGCUGGAGACGUCGGCGACGAGACGCAGGGCACGAUCCUGGCGACAAGCGCUCGCGAGGCGGAGCUCAGUGCUGCUCGCCGCGACUCGGAGUUCCUGCUGCGUGCCGUGGCGAAGAACUGCCCCAAGAUCCUGACGUCGCACGUGCCCGAGCUCGUCAAGGCGCUCAGUGCCGAGUCGAACCACACGCUCGCCAAGGAGAGCCUGCGCGCGCUCGCAGCGGUCGCGCUCAACGAGCCGGCCGCCAUGCCGGUGGAGCGCAAGGCCAUCGAGCGCUUCUCGCGCUACGUCCGCUUGGGCACGAUGCACGAGGCCAAGUAUGCGGGCCGCCUCAUCUCCGUUCUCAGCAAAGGCAAGAAGGCCGGCGCCACUGCCCUCGACGCGCGCGGUGCGCAGCUGGCCCAUACCGCUGCCGAGCAGCUGGCCGAGGAGCUCACGAAGCGGCUGCCCACGUCGAGUGGCGAGCGCCUCGUGGCCGACCUCGCUGCACUCGGCCAGAUCGUCAAACAUGCGCCGGAGGCGGCUGCCGACGUUGGCGAUGCGAUCGUGCGCCACCUCCUGACGGGCAUUCUGCAGAAGCCCUGGCCGGCCGACGAGACAGUGGCCGCGGAAGAGGAAGACGAUGCGCCUUCGUGGGUGGAGGACGACGACAUGAGCACGAGCCUGCGCUCCAAGCUCCUCAGCCUCGACCUGCUCACGAAGCGUUGCAUGGCGUACGCCAGCGCCGACGGCGUGACGGACGUCGCUGUGCCAGUCUUUCGCCUGCUCUUCGCGACGCUGACGUCCGGCGAGCCUCGGCCACUCGGUGCGUCGCCGGCGUCGAAGAGCCGCAUGCGCCUGCAGGCCGGCAUCUGCAUCCUCAAGAUGGCACGCGUCGACAAGCUGGAGCAGUGCAUCAAGCACGAGUUUGUCAGUCUCGCGCUAAUGGUGCAGGACGAGUGCUCCAACGUGCGCACCCUUUUCCUCUACAAGCUGCUCCUCUUCCUGCGCAAGCGUGUGCUGCCGCCGCGCUUCAACGCCGCGCCCUUCCUCGCAGCCUACGAUCCGGAUGAGGAGAACCGCCAGAUGGUCGUCAACUACGCGCAGUCGAUGUACCGCAACAUGCCCGGCGAGUGGCGCAUGAAGCUGUUCGAGCUGCCCUUUACGCGCUUCCUGCAUCUGCUGGCGCACCACCCGGACUUUGGACGCGACUCGGUCGAGGAGCUGUCGGACUCGGGCAAGUACAUCGACUUCUAUCUCGAUGCUCUCGCCAAUGCCGAGAACGUCGGCCUGCUCUACCACCUCGCCACGAAGCUCAAGGGCGUGCGCGAUGUCGAGACGUCGGCCCACUCGGACAACCUCUACACGCUCAGCGAGCUCGCGCAGCUGUACAUCCGGCUGCGUGCCGCGAGCCAGAACUGGACGAUCCAGACCUACCCGGGCAAGACCCGCCUGCCCACCGACAUCUUCCGGCCGCUGCCCAGCCGCGAGGUGCAGAAAGAGGUGUACGAGCGCGUCUUCAUUCCAGAGGCGACCGUUCUGGCGCUGACAGAGCGCAAGAAUCAUCAGCCGGGAGCGAAGCGCCGCGCCGCAGGUGCAAAGGAGCGUGUGGCCCGGCCCAAGGCGGCGCCGAAGGCACGGGUCAGCAAGGCGUCCGCUCCCAAGCGCAAGCGCAAGGCAGACGCCGCCUCCGACGACGAGGACGAGGCAGGCAACAGCGAUGCCUCGGACGACGAGGAUGCCGCGUCGGCGCUCAGCUCCGAGGAGGAAGAGGAGCCCGACACGGACGGCGAGGCCGCCGAGGGCCGCGGCGCGCGCGCCAAGCAGCAGAAGCGCGACGCCGUGCGCAAGCGCAACGAGCUCAAGCGCCAGCGCAAGGCUGCGGCGGCCAAGGAGAACCGCGAGGGCUCGCUCUCGUCUGCUGCCUCUGCCUCAGACGACGACGGCGAUGCUGAGAUUGAGCAGCCGUCGAAGCGGCCCAAGACCGCCGGCGCGACACGCUCGCGACGGGCUGCUGCCGCUUGAUCCGUUCCUCUCUGUGCCUCUGCCCUGCCUGCUUAUCUUCCCGUCGACGUGUCGCGCCUGCCCAUGUAGUUCUACGCCUGCGGAUUUCAUUGUCAUCGUCAGAGCCGCUCAAAGACCUUGUCGGCAAAGUGGUC
Tilletiopsis washingtonensis is the source of this 4243-nucleotide messenger RNA. Its product is annotated as ARM repeat-containing protein. Gene Ontology annotation, cellular component: nucleus; chromatin. Lineage: Eukaryota; Fungi; Basidiomycota; Exobasidiomycetes; Entylomatales. The coding region runs from base 159 to 4109 and encodes 1316 amino acids. The record is from RefSeq and is a predicted model, not a curated record. The transcript has 8 exons. Gene Ontology annotation, biological process: mitotic sister chromatid cohesion; DNA repair.